AUGGAGAGCGACUUGAAGCUGCAACAUCUGAAGCGACUCCGCGAGCAAGAGGCUGGUCGCGAAGUCUUCGUGAGGCCGUUGCCGUUGGAAGCAACUGUUGAUGACGUGAGACAGAUGGUGGCCAGCAAAUGCGGGGAGGAGUCAGUUGCAAUUGACCGUGUGAAGCUGCUGAAGACUGGCGGUGGCACACUCCUAAGUGCCUUCGUCACGCUCAGCUCAGAAGAAGAGGCGCGGCACUGCACCGCGCGGCUGAAUGGCGCCCGCUACGCUGGACAGGUCCUGGCCGCCAGCGUCGCGCGGAAUCGCGAAGGAUCCCAAGGGCCGCGGAAGGCGAAGGAGCUGUGCAUGUUCUUUUUGGAGGGCAAGUGCUCCAGAGGUGAGGCCUGCCAAUUUGCACAUGAGAAGAGCGCGGUGGGUGGCCGGCGCCUACCGCCCUGCCGCUUCUUUGCUGCAGGAGACUGCUCUCGUGGCAAGGACUGCAAGUUCUCGCACGAGAAGCAAGAAAGGGUGGACGCAACUGGAGAACAGCUGCUUCCGCAUCACCCAAGGUGUCCUGAUGAAUUUAUUGAGGUUGAGGGUACUGGAUCCUGGGCUGAUGGUUCUGGAUGCAGCUAUCAGGAACAGUAUGCGCAAACCUUCCUGUCGGACCGAUGGUGUACUAGGUUGCUCAGCCCAGCAGAGCCUAAUCAUCCUGGCUGGGUACAGACAGAGUGUGAGAUGAGCUCUCCUGCGCUUUGCAGCUACCCUCUGAGCAUUGCCUCUCGAUGUUGUGUGAGGUACGAGACGUCCGAGGGCUAUUGUGAGCCGAACCACUUCGGAGCCAGCCUCUGCUCUGUGUCCUCCUCGAAGGAACCUGAGGUUUCUUCGACCUGUUCCGGCGCCUUUGCUCCCUCAGACUUGCCCAUCUACGGCGAUUGGAGUCGCGAGACGGGCUUUGCCUACUUCCACCCUGACAACUGCGAUGAGGCAUGCACUCAAGCCCGCUGCAACAAUGACAGUAGCUGCCAGGGAUAUACCUGGGCCACUGGUGCCUUUGAUGGCCGUGGCGCGGGCUCCUUAAAGAACAGCAUCACGGGCUUCAAUUCCUGGGGAGGAUAUCUUUGCAAAGUCAAAGUAUCGACUUGUGAGGCGACAGGAGAAGAAACCACCGCUGCGGCCAGCUCCAACGUGGACAGUGCCAGCAAGGCUGAGGAGGUCGCCUUGGCCAUACUGCUUGGAGGCCUCAUGACCUUCUGA
Molecule: messenger RNA, 1236 nt
Organism: Durusdinium trenchii
Lineage: Eukaryota; Dinophyceae; Suessiales; Symbiodiniaceae
Source: the annotation of a GenBank genome assembly